Hibiscus syriacus is the source of this 1069-nucleotide messenger RNA. Its product is annotated as nudix hydrolase 23, chloroplastic-like. The record is from RefSeq and is a predicted model, not a curated record. The coding region runs from base 78 to 908 and encodes 276 amino acids. Gene Ontology annotation, molecular function: hydrolase activity. NCBI's taxonomy places the organism in Eukaryota, Viridiplantae, Streptophyta, Magnoliopsida, Malvales, Malvaceae. The transcript has 7 exons.
UCUUUUCAAUUUCCUCCCUCUUCCUUCGUUCCUCCGGUCUUUAUUUCCCUUUUUAUUUUCAUCGUUUUAACUUCGUAAUGAUAAAAGCUUUACAAAUUAUUGGUUGCUCAUCUGGGUUUAUCUCCCAAAGACUAAAGAAGCCUCAUUCUGGUAAUGGGUUUUCUCUCAUUUCUUCAAAAAUAAGCUGCAACUCAGCUCCCAAAUCUCAAUCUUUUAGAUUGAUUCAGAUGUUUUCGACUCAGUCCCAGUCCAACUCAGAUGCCCCUUCUCCCUCUUCUACUUCCGUUGCAGUUCCUUCAGCUGGAAAUGUUCUUAAGAUCAAGUUCUGCCAGUGGUGUGGUGGCCCAGCAAAGCAUGAAAUACCUGCUGGAGAAGAGAAAAUAAGAGCCGUUUGCACCCUUUGUGGAAAAAUUGCCUAUCAAAAUCCAAUAAUGGUUGUGGGUUGCCUCAUUGAGCAUGAUAGGAAGAUUCUACUUUGCAAGCGGAACAUUGAACCAUCUUUUGGUCUUUGGACACUUCCUGCGGGUUACCUGGAAAUUGGAGAGUCUGCUGCUGAAGGGGCAAUCCGGGAAACAUGGGAAGAGGCAGGUGCUGAAGUGGAAGUCAUUUCGCCUUUUUCACAACUGGAUAUCCCUCAUAUUGGACAAACUUAUGUUAUCUUCUUGGCAAAGCUGAAGAAGCCCCAGCUUUCACCCGGACCAGAAUCAUCCGAGUGCUCUCUCUUCGAACUGGACAAUAUUCCUUUUGAUUUUUUAGCUUUUUCUUCAAUUUUUAUUACUUUGAAUUUGUACAUUGAAGACGUCAAAUCUGGGAAAGUAAAAUUUCACUAUGGUACCAUUAACAAAAGGCUUGGGACUGGUCCGUCUGAUAUCCGUGCCUUUACCCUCGACUAUCAUUUGCAGGUCUGAGUCAUGGUUGAGUUCCGUUUCGCACAUCUUGUCAAAGAGUACGAAAUUCUUGCAACUGAAAUCGUUUUUACCUUUUUGUUUGGUGCUGUAUCUUCCAUUUGAAAUAGUAAAUCCCUACAAUAUUGAUUUCGAUUGGUAUAACAAAUCACAUUUUUCUUCUU